UACACGGUCACUGCCUUAACCACUCAGCUACGCACGAAUUUUGUUAUCGAUAAAAUAGAAAUAUCCUUCACAGUAAAUAUCAACAAAAUUGUAAUCACAGACGAGCGACAAAACAUGCUAAACAGAUUUAAAUCAGCAUUGAUGAAUGCUGUAGGUGCUACUGAACUUGGCCUACAGUAUCCUAACGAUUCAGACAAUGACGCAUUAACAGAUUAUAUCAAUUCAAACUUUAUCGCAAAAGUAGAAAAUAAACCGUAUAGUCGACCUAGUUUCCUAGGAUUAACUACAGAAGAAACUGAAGUAAGUGCUGAUCAUAGAGUCAGACCAAUUAUAGUUCCAAGAGAUUUAAGUCGGUUGCCAUGGUGUGCUGGUUAUGCAGAAUGUAUAAAUGCUGGGAAAAGUACAUGGAACGAGGAUCAAGCCUCUGCAACCAGAGGAGAUCUCAAACUAUCAGAUGUUAAUAUCACAUUGCCUUAUAUUAUGUUUUCCAUGUUUGAUGGACAUGCUGGAUACCAAGUUGCUUUAACGGCAAGAUUACACUUACAUAGGAUAAUUCUUGAAAGGUUAAUGGCAAUACCUGGAAACAUACUACUAAAUGAAGAUGAAGAUGAACUAAUAAAAGGACGAGAUUUAAUUAUCGGUGCUAUUGAGUUAGCAUAUAGACAAAUGGAUCAAAUGGUAGAAGCUCAAGCUCAAGGUGGAGGUGGUGGUUGCACAGCCAUCACUAUUUUAUUUCUCAAUGGAAGAUUGUAUGCUGCAGGUGCUGGAGAUUCAAGAGCUGUACUUGUUCUGGGAGAACAUCAGUGUGCAUUGACAAGAGAUCACACUCCUGAUUCAGAAUCAAAUCGUGUUCGAGCAUUAGGUUUCUUAAGUAACGAAUUAUUGAAAGGACAUUUCACACCACUGGAGUUUCGAAAACGACCUAUGCAAAAGGAAUUGGGUUCCACAGUUCUGUACAGAGAACCUUACAUGACGGGUUGGGCAUACAAAGUAUUAACUGAUUCUGAUUUAAAAUUGCCUCUCAUCUCUGGACAUGGCAAAAGGAGUCGCGUUAUGGGUACUAUAGGAGUGACACGUGGUUUUGGGGAUCAUGGUUUAAAAGCAGCUAAUACAGGAGUUAAUAUAAAACCAUUUUUAUCGUCACAACCUGAAGUGCAGUCCAUACAUUUAGACAGUUGUAAUCUCACAGAACGUGAUUGUAUUAUUGUAGCUACAGAUGGACUUUGGGAUGUUGUAUCUGACAAGACAGCAGCAAAUAUACUUAGAAAGACGCUUGCUCCUGACACACCUUCGUUAGAGUACAGGCUCACAAUGGGUGCUCAAGAAUUAGUACAAGCAGCAAGGGGCAAGUUGAUUGGACGAGUUUGGGUAGGUAAAUCAGAAAAUCCUGAAGAAACGGAUGAGAAAUUCUCACCUAUGGCAUCGGUUGAUGAUAUCAGUGUUCUAGUGGUACCAUUAUAUCCCUAUUUGUGUGAACAUAAGCAAUGGUUGAAAACAACACAUCAAGAAAGAAGAUAUUCUAUGGAUUCAUUACACAUAUCAGUUAAUAAUUUAAUUUAAUUAUAAUUAUGUAUAAUAGAUAAUGAAAACUGUAAGAACUAAAUAUUUUACACUUUAGUAGGAAACUUACAGCUGAGAUCGAGUGUAUAUUCGCAAGUUAACGUGAUAAUGAAUCACAGAAACAUAAUUGCUUUUACAUCGCUUUUAACAAAUAGUAUUUAUAUGUAUAUUAUAAUUUUAAUUCAAUGGAUUUUUUUUGGAGUGAUAGUCUAUUAUAUACUGCUACUUUUUAAAAGUGUGGUUAAAAAAUGCCAUUAUUAUUUAACAGAACAUUCCAAUUUUAAAGUGUUUAAUAUAAUAUAAGUAACUUAAUUUUAAAUGUUAUGCAGCAUCCAAAGUAGACGUAAAGUCUGUUUAAUUUCUUACAAUAUAUACAUAAUUUUGAAUGCAUUACAAAGAACAGUAAGGAAACAGAAGUAGCAAGAAUUUGUACAAAAUUAAUCUUACUACAAAUACAUAUUGCAUCUAGUUCAAUGAUUGAUCCAUUCAAGCCACUAAAAACAAAAACUAUAAAUAAAAUGUGCAUUGCUUUAUUUGCAAGAAUAAAUAAAGAAAUGUACGUUUCAUUAUACCUUUAUACAAUUUAAUUUCUUUCUGGUGUAAUCAGUGUAAUUGAAAAAUGAAAUAAAUGUAAUAUUGCAUUCAUUUAAGGUAUUUUUAA
Messenger RNA from Hylaeus anthracinus, 2221 nucleotides. Its product is annotated as protein phosphatase 1H. NCBI's taxonomy places the organism in Eukaryota, Metazoa, Arthropoda, Insecta, Hymenoptera, Colletidae. The record is from RefSeq and is a predicted model, not a curated record. The transcript is spliced from 7 exons. Gene Ontology annotation, molecular function: cation binding; protein serine/threonine phosphatase activity. Gene Ontology annotation, biological process: protein dephosphorylation. The coding region runs from base 115 to 1560 and encodes 481 amino acids.